This is a messenger RNA of Eimeria necatrix, 483 nucleotides long. RefSeq lists its product as hypothetical. The record is from RefSeq and is a predicted model, not a curated record. The transcript is spliced from 3 exons. The annotation marks the transcript as partial. Lineage: Eukaryota; Apicomplexa; Conoidasida; Eucoccidiorida; Eimeriidae. Gene Ontology annotation, molecular function: nucleic acid binding.
AUGAGUGAAUCCGACGGCCAGCAGCGCAUGUCGCUGCUAGUAAGAAACCUCAGCUACCAAACGAGCCCCGAGGGGGCCUCCAGGGCCCCCGGUGGGGCCCCCCGGGUCCCCCUGGGGCCCCCCGAGGUCCCCCUGGGGCCCCCCGAAGUCCCCCUGGGGCCCCCCGAAGUCCCCCUGGGGCCCUCUGAGGUCAUUCUGGGGCCCCCUGAGGUCAUUCUGGGGCCCCCUGAGGCCAUUCUGGGGCCCCCUGAGGCCAUUCUGGGGCCCCCUGAGGCCAUUCUGGGGCCCCCUGAGGCCAUUCUGGGGCCCCCUGGGGCCCCCCGGGGCCCCCGGGGGCCCCCUGGGGCCCCCCAGAAGGCCGGAGGGUCCCUGAUUGGAGAAGACGCAGAAAGGGCUUUGGAGAAGAUGGACGGCUUCGAGUUGGACGGGAAGGCCAUUGAGGUGGCCAUUGCCAAGAAGGGGCGGUCCGCGCCCCAGCAAAUG